Messenger RNA from Funneliformis mosseae, 363 nucleotides. Lineage: Eukaryota; Fungi; Glomeromycota; Glomeromycetes; Glomerales; Glomeraceae. The record is from the annotation of a GenBank genome assembly.
AUGAAUGUCCCAAGUUCUAAAAAUAUAUUGGAUGCUAUCUCCUUGGUUUAUAACAAAAAGAACAACAAAUAUCUGAAGUUGCAAGUAACCAGACCUGGUGUACGGAAAGUGGCCUACCGUAAACGCCCUUCUAUAGAUUCUUCGAAUUUGUUUGAAGAGUCGAAAGCACCUUAUAGGGUGUAUCCACAACUGGAGUUGUCACGUGUGCUAUUCGUCGCUGGCGAGCCCACUAAACAAUUACUAUCAAUCGGCCGUAGCGCUGUUGGUAGCAUGCUGAAAGAUAUUAGUAUUGAAGUUGAGAAUUACAGUUACAUCACAAUCAAGAGGAUUCACAUGUGCUCUUCAUUAUUUCGUAAUGUUGAG